Heterostelium album PN500 is the source of this 3468-nucleotide messenger RNA. RefSeq lists its product as uncharacterized. The coding region runs from base 1 to 3468 and encodes 1155 amino acids. The record is from RefSeq and is a predicted model, not a curated record. Lineage: Eukaryota; Evosea; Eumycetozoa; Acytosteliales; Acytosteliaceae. The transcript is spliced from 7 exons.
AUGUCAAAAGUUAAGCAAUUUUUAAAAAAGACAUUUUGUGCUUUAAACCAAGAUGAUUUCAAUCAAGAAAAUGAAUUCUCAUUGAUUUCUUCUUUUAUAAAGGUACUACUCAGUGAUAAUGAUAUUACGAAUGAUAUCAAUCAGUUUGAUGAUGUUAAACAAUGUAUAUCAGAAUAUUUCAGCCAAAUUAAAACUGAUAAGACAUCAAUCAAUCAAACAUUUAUCUCUAACGCACUGAAUUCACCACUUUUCAACGAUUUCUAUUGCAUCAGUUACUUACUUUCAUUCUGUGAGCAACCUGAUGUUCUGGAUAGCAUAGAGAUCGAAAAUUCAAUCAACUCCAUUCGACGUUUUUCAUUGUUAAACAUAUCACUCGAUAUUGAAUCUUAUUUUUUUAAGAGUAUCGAGGAUGAACACAACAACAAAAAUAGUAUUUCAAAUCUGUCAAUUCAAAACAAGACACUAUUAUUAUGGUAUAUACUGAAUGUCAAUGCUAGUUUACUCGAACAAAUAUAUAAAAACGAUAAAUACAUAUUCCGAGAUGUUAAUGUCGAUUCUAUUGUUCAACGAUUGGAAACAUCAGAGUUUGGAGAGAUGAUGAUUCGUCAAUUUCCAUUACACGUUGGAAUAAGGAAUUUGGAAUCAUUGCUUAUUUUCGACAUCUACAGAGUAAGAGCCAUUGAAAUGCCCUCCAAUCUUUUUCAUCAUAUUUUGGAAUAUAUCAAAUCGAAUGAUGUGGAUAUUAGAAGAUUAUUGUCAGGGAAACUCUACAUUAAUCACUCUGGCAGUUCAUUGUCCAAGAUGUUGUUGUAUUUUUAUCAACGAGUUAAAGAACCAGCUAUAUUUAGAGUAUUGGUUAAAUCACUCAUUCUCAUGGAAUCAUUAGAUCGCGAAUUCAUUCAAAGUGUUCUUACACCGUUCAAACUAGAGUUUCUUCAAUUUUCGAAUAGCUAUGUCCGAGAAUUUUUGUUGUAUUCUAAAUUCGCCAUAGAUUUUGUUAUUUGCGAUCCAUUCGCUUCAUUUGGCUUCAAAUUGUUUGAUAGGAUACACAAUCACGAUCCAACUUUAAUCAACAAAAUAUUCAAAAAGAUAAAUCACCAAAUAGUUUUCAACAUCAUAGUAUAUCAAAGAUCUUUUUCAUAUAUCAAUCGAUUCUUUCCAGAUAAUCAGAAAUCACCAGUUCAACAAUGUUAUUUAGAUUGCAAUACCACCAAACCCACACCAACUUUAAAUUAUAUGGUUCUAAAGCAUAUCAUUUCAAUGUUACUCUUUGAUAAAUACUUGGAUACGAAAUCUAAGGUUCAGCUUUCAAUGGUUUCCAAAAUUUUCUUCAACUGUUGUUCUUCUCUCUUUACCAAUAUUCCAAACGUGACCAUCCGAAUUUCAAGCAGACUCGAAUAUAUUGGUUCACAGUUUUGCUUAUUCAAGAAACCACCUCCUCACUUGGAUGACACUGAACUUAAAUAUAUUCCCUAUGCUUUCAAAACGGAAUGUCUUGACAAUCUAGAAUCAUAUAGACAUUUUGGAUUUGGAUGUUCUAUUCCUGAAACAUCGAUCUUUAUGAAUUUGAAAUUCCUUAAAUUCAAAAGAUCGGUACACGGAACAAAUACUCAUUUUCAAAGAAUGUUGGAUGCCACUAACAAAGAUCAAUUGGUUUCGGUGGAAUUUAUUUCAAAUGUAAGCACAAUGUUGGUGAGUGAAGAAAUGUCAUCUCUUUUGGAGCUCAGAAAAUCCAGUCCCAAUGUCAACAUCUCAGCAUCUGUUUCAACAACUUCUAUCGCCAUAGACAAUCCUGAUCAACACUCUCUGAUCACAUCUUGUUUUUUUAAUUCAGAACCCCCCAAGAACAUAAUUCUUUCCAAUCUUAGAAAGAUAGAAGUCAGUGAAUACUUUACAUUAACUAGAUGUAAUAAUUUUGACUUAUGUAAGAGAUGGUAUGAUAAUAGAGAUCAAUACUUUACAUUUCAACCAGUGUUUGUAAAUCGUCAGAUUCAUCAAGAAAUAGGAAAUGACGAUCAAAUAAGAGACUAUUUCACGUCAAAGUGUUAUUUAAACUCUUAUAAACAUCUAUAUAGAAAAUCAAUUGAUUUCUCAAAGAAAUCUUUAUAUCAAUUAGAAGUUUAUAAUGAUGUUAAUAAGAGUUUAGAUGAUGUAGAUAUAACAGAGGUAGUUGGAUCAUUGAUCUUUAAAAGAGUAGCCAAUAAGAUUGUCGAUCAGUCUUUUACAACUAGAUUGAUGAAAUCGAAUGUAGAAUCAAUUGAAUUCAUUGGAUGCAGAGAUAUAGAGUUUCAAAUCGAUCGAAUGCCCGAAUCAAUUAAACUACUACGAUUGUGUGGUCAAGAUUUGAAGAUACUACCGGAAUCGUUGGAAUCACUUAUGAUUAGUGCAUCCGAUCAUCUAAAGAUAGACUUGACAAGUUACAAGUCACUCACGUUUUUGGGUGUUGAAGACCCACGAAUGAAAACAACUCAGCCUAUUAAACUACCACCAAAUCUACGUAGCUUGGAAUGCCAUUCUCGAGAGGUACAGUUUGACUUUGGUGCUAGCAGUGAUGAUGUAGUAGCUACUACAUCAUUGCCAGAGAGUCUCUACAAGAUAAAGAUAAGACCAAAUAUGAUAAGACAGUUUAAACAUUCAAAUGUUACCAAGAUUGUAUUGUUUAUCAACGCCAAUGACGUAGAGAUAAGUAGAAGUAACCAACAACCACUCUUUAGUUGCGACGAUUUCCCAGAGGAACUGGAACGAUUAAGUUUAUAUGUAAAUGAUAUAUCAAUAACUAAAGAGAUGUUACCGAGACACAUCAAACAACUAAAGAUAUUCGGUGAGAAUACGAUCGAGUUGGAUGCAUUCACCUUGAUGGAUAGAGUGGAACGUAUUUACAUGUUGGACAUUCACAAUGAAAAGACAUUACCAACACUACCUGCGACUCUCAAAAAGUUUGUUAUUCCCUCAAACUUUGACAGUGGUGUCAUUGGACAAGAUGUAAAACUACCACUUGGACUGGAGUAUCUCGAUCUAGGAACGUCGUAUGACCAACCAUUGAUUGCAGGCUCGAUACCAGAUACCGUAAACCAUUUCAGAUUCAGCCAGGUUUACAAUCAAAAGCUGUUGGUUGGAUCAUUGCCCAGCUCAUUAGAGACACUCAAUUUCUUUAUGUACAGUCGAAAGAUUUCAGAAGGAACCAUUCCAAGGUCAGUUAGAUCGGUUUGCACAACAAAGUCAUUCUACAGAAAGAACUCAAUACAAUCAUUGCCUGAUAGCGUCACUUCAAUUGAGAUUGCAUUGGAUUUGGAUAACUAUGAUAUUAGAAGAAUCGACUCUACUCAUUAUCUAGUGAUUGGAACAGAUUCCGAAGGUCUUUGUCAAUAUGGAAUCCUGGAUCACACAUCACUCGAUAAACUUGUUCGUUGCUCAAAAGAAGAGGAUGUUCAAGCAAGAGUAUUAAGAGAGUUGUCGUUGAAUAGAUAA